CAAGUCAACUUUCUUCAUAUGAACCAUUAAUGAUGUAAUGUAAAUAAGUUUACGAGUCAGUAAUAAAAGUGGCCUAUAUAACAAAAGAAUCUUUGUGAGCAGUCCAGGAUAUAAUUUUAAAGGCAUUGCAAGCAGCCUCUUGUAUGUUAUUAAUAUUUAUAAUGAAUACUAAGAACACUUGAAAUUGGUCUUUUCUAAUUCUGGUCUUAAUUAUUAAAGAAUAUGGUGGUGAUACGAUGGAAAUUUCGGUGCAGAGGAAUCUAUCAACAAAUUAAGACCUACAUCUUAUGGAAAAUAUCGGAAGCAAUAUUGACAGUUAGAUCUCUCACAUACAAUGAGCAUAUGAGUCAGAGCUAUGCAAUUGACUUCUUUUUGGAGCCUGUAUUUUGGUUUGUUGACAACUUCGCUAAAUAUUUAGGAAAGGUGUUUGUAUUUUGCGUGAGUGUGUUGACUGCCGCUGUGGUGCUGAUAGCUUAUUGGGUAGGUGUCCCAUACUGGUGGCAACGUUGUCCAUACACUACAGUAUUCUUAAUUAUUUUUGGGAAUUGGUUGCUGUUGAAUAUAGUAUUUCAUUAUUUUAUGGGUGUUAUCACUCAGCCAGGAUACCCACCUCAUGGCACUAUGAUAUCUGAGGCUGCCAGUAUAUGCAAGAAAUGUAUAUCCCCAAAACCACCUCGUACCCACCACUGCUCCGUGUGCGACCGCUGCAUCUUGGCUAUGGAUCACCAUUGCCCUUGGCUUAAUAACUGCGUGGGCUAUUAUAAUGCUCGACACUUCUUCCUAUACAUGGUGUACAUGGUGGCAGGAGUGACAUUCGUAAUUUUUGCCGGUAUGGAUAUAGGAUAUCAAGUGCUCUGGAUAAAUGAUACAGGUGGAAUAAUCCCAAACAACGACCCGGAUUUAAUUGGUCAUCCCGUACGCUUGAACCAAACUGGCGCUCUAGUGCCAGUGAAAGUGAUUGUUGAGUAUGAUUCUAUAAACUUUCCACGUGAACACAUCUUACCAGUGCCUCCCAUUACCGAAGCACAGCGUAUAUGUGCUCACCCUUGGAAACGGAAGGGUGUAAUUUUUAUGGCUACUACAUGUUUGUCUGUAUUUUUCGCACUUGGUGUAUUAUGUAUAAUGCAUGGCAAGAAUAUUAAUAGGGGCGAAACAAGUGUAGAAUCUCAUAUAAACGCGUCUAUGCGUAAAACCCAUAAGUCUUUUAGAAAUCCAUACAAUUUUGGGAGAAGGAAAAAUUGGAAAUUAUUCCUUGGCCUCACUCAAGGGAGAACAUUUUUAAGAAACGUUUUAUUCCCUUCCGCUCAUAAACCAACUGGCAAUGGCUUGACGUGGCAUACAAUCCACAACGUUUUAGAAGACUGGCCCUAAUAAAAUAUAAAUGAAAUGAGAUUUAUUAAUCCAAGAAAGCUUACUGUAGUUACAAAUGGUUUUAAAUUAAAGUUACAGUUUAGAGGCUAAGUAAAGUGGCCUCCUGGACAAAUUAAUCGAUAACCUGUGUUUAGGAGUUCCAUGGAAAAAUGCAAUAUAUAUUAAAAUAAUAUCUACAAAAGUUUAGGUGAGCACUCAAUUAUGUACUUAUAAAAUUAACUAUUUAUAGAUCAUAGAUUUCAGUUCGUAAUAUUAUAAAAUAAAUAACGUCACAUCCAUUACAUAUUUAAAGUUAUGGUGUAACAUAUAGUAUAUUUUUAGUAUCAACAUAGUUCAUAUUUUGAAGGAAUUGACGAAUCUUAUUUUUGUUACCAAAGUGUGACAAAUCCUGUACUGGAAUUUGUGAAUUAAUUUUAUUAUACAUCGAGGGUCCUAUAUAGUAUAGAAAUCUCUUUGUGAGAGAGAAAUUCAUUUUUGAUAGGCAGCAUAUUUUGUCCUUAUGGCGUUUAGUGAUAGUGAUGAAAGGUGUCUUAUAAUGUUGUAGGAUUACGAUGUUUAAACUAAAUAAUUGCCUUACAUUCAAAACAUUGCAGUUCGUGUAUAGAAGUGUAGUAGGCUACAGUAUAGAGCGUAAAGUAGCCACUUUCAAUACAGCGCGGUGCGAGCUCGAGAAGCUUUAAAAUGGUUUUUAAUAUGCCAUUCUAACAGGUAACACCGUAGGUUACAAUAGAGUGCCAUAGGGAGUGUAUAAAUAGAGGGGCUUGCCACAUGGCAGAGUAUUUUAAAUAUACAAAUUAAUUUGCGGACCCUCGCUGUAUCAUCAUUCUGAUGACAGGUACGUUGUACAACCCAAGCUCUUCUUAGGAGAACAAGUUAUUGAUAUAUACUUAUGGUAUUCCCAUACUUCUAGUAAAUGAAACUAGUCGUAAGUAUAAUAAAAUUUAGAAAUACACCAACAUUUUAUU
Messenger RNA from Achroia grisella, 2336 nucleotides. RefSeq names its product palmitoyltransferase ZDHHC16. The transcript has 7 exons. Gene Ontology annotation, biological process: protein palmitoylation. NCBI's taxonomy places the organism in Eukaryota, Metazoa, Arthropoda, Insecta, Lepidoptera, Pyralidae. The coding region runs from base 223 to 1371 and encodes 382 amino acids. The record is from RefSeq and is a predicted model, not a curated record. Gene Ontology annotation, cellular component: Golgi apparatus. Gene Ontology annotation, molecular function: palmitoyltransferase activity.